AUGGAAAACCGAGAGGUUAUUUCAUAUUGUGACCUUCAUGGCCAUAGUAAGAAAGAGAAUAUCUUCAUGUACGGCUGUAAUGGUAGUGAUAGAUGUAAAGCAUUAUAUUUGCAGCAACGAAUCUUUCCACUUAUGCUGAGUAAAAGUUGUCCUGAUAAAUUUUCUUUCUCAGCUUGCAAAUUUAAUAUUCAGAAGAGCAAAGAGAGAACAGGAAGAGUAGUAAUGUGGAAAAUGAGUAUCAGAAACAGUUUUACCAUGGAGGCCACUUUUUGUGGGUCUCCUCUGGGUAAUAAACAGGGCACUCAUUUCAACACUAAAGACUUGGAGUCAAUGGGAUAUCAUUUUUGUGAUUUGCUCUUAGACUAUUGUGAUCCAGACCGAAUCAAGUAUUAUCAAUGUCUGAAAGAAUUAGAAGAAAUGGAAAAACAUAUAAACUUGGGAAAAGUCCAUGGUGAGUCAGAUACUUCUCUGAAAGAAAUUGCAUUGGAUCCAGAGUCAAGUAGCCAAGGCUCUGACAGUUCAGAAUCCAGUGACUCUCAGUCUUAUCUUCUCAAGUUAACUUCUCAGGUAUGACUGAAAAUGCC
Manis javanica (Malayan pangolin) is the source of this 584-nucleotide messenger RNA. The record is from RefSeq and is a predicted model, not a curated record. Lineage: Eukaryota; Metazoa; Chordata; Mammalia; Pholidota; Manidae.